Messenger RNA from Caenorhabditis auriculariae, 4999 nucleotides. Lineage: Eukaryota; Metazoa; Nematoda; Chromadorea; Rhabditida; Rhabditidae. The record is from the annotation of a GenBank genome assembly.
AUGAUCCAACGCCACAAUGCUCUCACCCAACGAGCACCUACGAACAUGCCUCCUCCAGGUAAAAUUUAAAAAAGUCAACUGAUAGAAAACCUUGUUUACAGCUCAAAAACGAGACAAGGAUCGAGCUCCUACAGUCCCUGACAAAAUUCUGGACACCGUUAGUUAUUUUUCUUACAUUCUAGUUGAAAUGUAACUUUUUCAGGAAAGGAACAUCACCUAUCAGCGCGGACGUUUCUUGGGGAAAGGUGGCUUUGCUCACUGUUAUGAGCUGAUAAAUAUGUCGAACAACCAAGUUUUUGCCGGAAAAAUCGUCCCAAAGACCAUGCUCAUCAAGCAGUAUCAACGGGACAAGGUCGUAGAAUCUACAGAGUGAAAAUGAAUAAAAAAGAUUUCAGAUGGCCCAAGAAGUUCAAAUCCAUCGGGCCCUUUCUCAUUCAAACGUUGUCAAGCUUUUCCACUUUUUCGAGGUUUUUGAAAAAUAUUUGAAAAGGAACAAUGAGUUGUUGAUUUGCAGGAUAAGUACAACGUUUACAUAACUCUGGAGCUCUGCAAUCGGCGCUCACUUCUGGAGCUUCACAAGCGUAGAAAAGCAGUUACAGAGCCGGAAGCUCGCUAUUUCACGCAUCAAGUAAAAAUUGGGCUAUUUUUAUUGUCCAGUUUUUUCUAGAUCAGAGGAGGCCCUAGUAUCAAAUUUUCUGAAGAUUUUUUUUUCUCCAAUCUUGAAGUCUUUCUCUGUCUCAUCUCUCCUUUUUCAUAUCCAGCAAGUUUUUCUAUUCAAAACUACUGACAGUUUUAAUUACUUUUUCCUUUUCAACACCCGAACUUUUAAGGCCUUUAGCUACAGCCUUUUUUUUAAGAGCGAACCAAUUCUUUUCAGGUCGUGACGGCGGUCGACUAUCUGCACGAUUUGAAGAUCAUCCACAGAGAUUUGAAGCUGGGAAAUCUUUUCUUGAACGAUGCUCUUCAAGUUUGAGAGCAAAACUAUUUUCUGACUAAAAAUGAGAUCUUGAGGUGAAAAUCGGCGAUUUCGGUUUGGCGACGACGAUCGAGGACGACGAGCGCAAAAAAACGCUCUGUGGAACUCCGAACUACAUUGCUCGUAAAUUUUAAUAGACAGGAUGAAGAAUAUUGAUUUUUUUUUCUUCCAGCCGAGGUGCUGAACAAGGACGGACACUCGUUCGAGGUCGACAUUUGGGCGAUUGGAUGUAUCCUCUACACGCUUCUUUUCGCUCAUCCGCCAUUCGAAUCCAAAUCUUUGCAGGUUCAGAAGUGUCUUAUAAAUCCUUGCUAACUUUUUUCAGAGGAGUAUAAAAAAGUAUCAUGAAGGUUUUGAGGCGGAGCAUUAUUUCAGCUCGUGAACCAUUUUAAAUAUUUCAGCUUUGAUAGAUUUUAAAACAGAAAAUAAUCUAAUUUUAUUCUUCAAAAGUCAAUGUUUUCAUGCAUAAAAUGUAGACUAUUUUCAAUGUCCUGGCUGAUUUUUCUAGGACCGUAGGCAAAUUUCAUAAAGCUCACAAAGUUAAAACCAUUCCCAGCAUUAAUUUAUGUCAUGCAGGGGAUUUUGAACAUGAAUUAAUAAACUUUUGAAAUUUUACUGGGUUAGUACCGCUCAAAAGAGUAAUUUUUUACCGCCUAAUCGAUUCCAUCUGACUAAAACGACCAAUAAUUAUUGAUAUGGAGACUCAUCGUUCAUCUUUCAGCAAACUUAUGAUCGUAUAAAGAAGAACCAGUACAUAAUUCCGAGCAAUUCUUCGCCCCAGGCAGCUCGGCUUAUCCGGGUUCUUCUCGCACCGACGCCAAAUCAGCGUCCCACCGCGAAAAUCGUAAAUAAAAUGACUUUUCGAAAAAAUUGAGGAAGUUUUUUCAGAUUGUACGUCAUGAGUUCUUCAAGAGCGGAUACAUGCCGACGAGACUUCCGGUCUCCUGCCUCACGAUGGUCCCGAAAUUCGGACACGAACAUUCGUUCAUUGAGGAUCAGAACCUCCCGCCAACCAUGUUUGUAGAGAUGGAAAUAAUAAUGGGCUUUUUUUCCCCGAAACGAAGAGCUAUAGCAUCAGAAAAGCAAGAUUGUAGGAAAACUAGUUUUUCGGAACAAUUUCCGCUCAAAAAAACAAAUUUUUGAACGAAAGUGGAAGCCACAAGAGUUUGUUCCCAAUCGAUACUCUUUGAUUCAAAAAAGUGUAUUUUUGAGAUUUUUUGUGACUUUCCAGAAGACCUUUUUUCCACUGAACUCGAUUGUCAGUUCAACAAAACUCAGGGCUAUUUCAGAUUUCCAUAGUUUCUAUGAUUAUUUGCGAAAUCCUUAUUGAGGCGUAAUAUGUAUAGUUAGACACAUUAGGUAGUCCAUAACUUUUUUUUUCAAAGUUUUUUUUUAUUUCUAUUUUUUCUUAGUCUUGUUGUUAUCUUGGUCAGGCUUCCAAAUCUAACAGAGAGCUUCAAAAUCUUAAAAAAAUUGCCUGUCUGAAAAAAAGUCUUCGGACAAAAAAUCUUGCGAAGUCUUCUAAUCUUUCAAUAUUCUUCGAAGAUUUCAAGUUUUUCCGAAAGAAAGCGUUCAGAGAUCUAAUUAUACAGAUUCAAGAUUUUUGAAUCGGGUGCCAUUCGAACACCUCACGAGGUCAUUCUGAAGAGAAAAACAUGUGUUUACAGGCAGCCUCAAGGUCAUCCAGGUGGACUCGGGACGGAUCAGCGUCAUUUGCGUAAGCGGAACUGAAUAAAUUGAGUCUUUUCAACGAAAAUAUUGCAGAAAAUGGCACCCAAAUGCGACAAAUGGAAGCGGCGGCGGCCCAGGCUGCGUCCGACCUCAACCGACUUCCGGAAGACGCCUACCUCGCCGACCUGUACUCCCAAGUCACUCAGCUGCUCUCCUCGAACAUCCAAAUAGUUUAAAUUCACAAAAAUGCCUUUUUUGCAAUAUAUUUCACUGUAGCUGGACGAGCAGGAGGCUCUGCUGGACGAUUAUCAAUCGCCAGAGGCUCUGCCCAUUUUCUGGGUCUCGAAAUGGGUCGACUACUCGGACAAGUACGGAAUCGGAUACCAGUUCUGCGAUAACUCGGUUUGGAGAAAAUCUAAAAGUAGCAAGUAAAAUGGGAGUUUCUAGGUGGGAGUGUUGUUCAACGACAACUCGAGGAUCAUGCUCGACGAGGCUGGCAACGAGUUGACCUACAUUGAGAAGAACCUCCGGGAACACUACUUCCAAAUGUCGACUAAUGUCAUUCCGCCAACCCUGACCAAGAAGGUGGAUCAUUGGGAAAACUUGAUGCAAAAGUUGUUGGAGUCAAAAAGUUUCGAGAGAAUGUUUGCUCCCUCGAGAAAGCGCGCCAAAAGUUCAAAUUUUGAGAUUUUUUAAGAAAAGCGGAAUUUUUAGAGCUAGAAAGAUGAAACGGACGAAUGGAAACCAAAAAUGUUCUUUUUUGAAAAAUUAGCCAGAACAUUGAAAAAUAAUCUACUAAUGAUAAAAUAGGAAAAAAGAGACAUGAAAAUUUGAUUUCGAGGGAAUUUCCGUGCAUAUGUGUGCUUGGAAAAAAAUCCCGAAAUUGAAAUUAUUUGAAAAAAAUGAGAAAAAAAGGUAUAUACUUGGAAAUGGAGCUAUUAUUCGUAAGCCUUAUGAAAAAAACAUAAUUUUCAAUUUAAGAACUGAAAUGAGUUUUUUUGCCAUAGUAAGUAUCCAUAUGAGUUUUUUUUAAAUGAAUUUUUUUGAUAUAUAGAUUAAAUUUAUUAAAUUUUUCAGGUGACACUCCUCAAGUACUUCCGUUCCUACAUGAACGAUCACUUGAUGAAGGCCGGCGAAGGAGUUCAACGACAGGUUCUCCUGAAAAUGUUUCAGAAUUAUGAACUAUUUGACAGGAAGGAGAUGACCUCGCUCGUUUGCCGACCCUACGAGUUUGGUUCCGGACGAAAUCGGCCAUCGUUUUGCACUUGUCCAGUGGAACUGUCCAGAUCAACUUUUUCAAUGUGAAUUUACCAUCUAAUUAUCAUUCCAUUUUCAAUAAUUAUUUUAAGGACCACAUCAAAAUGAUGAUGUGCCCGUUGAUGCAAGCCGUGACGUUCAUCGAUCAGCAGAAAAGGAUCCUCACCUACAAGUUCAGCAACUUGGCCACCAACGGAUGUCCUGAGGUCAGGAAAUUUAGGAUCCUGAUAACUUGCAAGCUCUGAACUUUUUAAGGAUUUAUAGAUCCCUAACCUUUUUCUGCCCUGAAGUAAUAGGGAAAUAAUAAUUUCAAGUUAUGUAUUUUUUCUGUUUUUAAUCUAGACCGAACCAUUAUACAUAUGCAAAGUCGGAAAAAGCUCCAUAGAAAUUUUCCUUUAAGGCUUUUUUUGCGCCAUUUCAUCGUCCCGUAUUAACCAUUUUCGCUGCCUCUCCUUCUUCCUACCAUUUCUCGAGCCUUUAAAAUUCCAGAAAAGUAGAAGGCUUGAUAAAGGGACACUUUUUGCUGCCUUUCUGCUGCUUUUUUCGAGCCUCUCCCUUUUAGAGACCAUUAUCCAUCCAUCAAUCCGACUUUGCCCGAGAUAGAAAUUCUUUAAAAAUAGAAAAAAAAAGUCUCAGAAAAGUCCAUAGCGCAAAGAUCCAGAGAACUUUUUUUUCAAAAUGCCCUUCAAUAAAAUAAAUUUUCCAGAAGUUCAUCUCACGACUGAAGUACGCCAAGACGAUGAUCGAACGUCUCAUGUCGAACUGUACCUCGACUAAGCCUGGAAGCCUGAGCACGGAUAGCCGGGUAAUUAACGCAUUCUUUCUCAUUUUAGCACGCGGAAAAGUCAAGAAGGAAUACUUUUUCCUUCAAAUUUUAAAUUUAAACCCUUCCCCCUUGGCAUUUCUCUUGUAAGAAAAUUUAAAGCGGCAGAAAACUAGUCUAGAUUUUUUCGCGAUGUUUCUCUUUCCACACUUUGAACUUAUCUAGCAUUGAUUUUUCAGACUCGGUCCGCUUCAGCCUCUGCUCGUGUCCCUGCCUCCAGCACGACAGUUCAAGCUUCUGGCCAGAUCGGCUCCAAAUUCGGAAGACCCUGA